UUCAAGUAAGAAGUUACUAUGCCUGCACUUUCAUUCUUCAACUCCACAAUCCCUCUUCUUCCCGAGCGUUCUCAACUGCCUAUCGAUAUUCGAACGAACGAACAGACGCCGAGUUUUGGGUCACUCACGAUUAGUGUUGUAUCAGUGUCACUUGCUGCAGCUACGCUGGUACUCACUUAUCUUCACUUCCGUCUUCAGAUCCGUGAGCCAACUCCAACGUCUAUCGAAGAUGAUGCGGGGGCACAAGGGUCUGUUACAUUGGAGGACAUCAUCGCAUCUCCUGCCGGAUCUGAAUCCAUCGAAGAGGAGUCAGUGUCGGAGUCUUCAAUGGCUCCGGUUGAAGAUGAAUUAUAAGCUCCAGCUGGAUAUGGGCUUAUACUCAUCGGGAAGAUCCAUGACAAUAUAACUGCGUGUUGCUCACGCCUAGCUAACAGUGUAACAUUGGAGGGUUUUGAACUUAUGAUAAUGGGACGUGGAGGCAUUGGAACUCC
Messenger RNA from Periconia digitata, 491 nucleotides. The record is from the annotation of a GenBank genome assembly. Lineage: Eukaryota; Fungi; Ascomycota; Dothideomycetes; Pleosporales; Periconiaceae.